AUGAGUGAAGAAGUCGAGAAGCAGCGCUCCCGUAGAGGAAGCAAAUCAACCAGAGCAAACGGAGAACCAAAGCAUCGAUCUAGCAGGCACCAUCGAUCAUCCUCUCGAGACUCACAUGAUGAUGAUAUACUAGGUGGCUCGGAACGCAAAUCAUCGGGAUCGAAGCCUGAGCGAAGGCGAUCCAAGGACGAUGAUGACAUCGGCGGCUCGAGAAAACGAUCCUCUGGUCGCCCUUCUCGACGCAAGUCCAGAGACUCUCAUGAUGAUGAGCUUGGUGGAUCUUUAGCAAAUUCUCAACCACCUGAAAAGAGAAAGUCAACAGAUUCUGAUAAUGUGAUUGGUAAAUCAGACCGACGCUCUUCUGAACGCCCUUCUCGACGAAAGUCCAGAGACUCUCAUGGCGAUGAGCUUGGUGGAUCUUCCGGGAAUGCCCAACCACCUGGAAAGAGAAAAUCAAAAGAUUCUAAUGAUAAUGUGAUCGGUAGUAGAUCAGACCGACGCUCUUAUGAACGCCCUUCUCGACGAAAGUCCAGAGACUCUCACGACGAACGAUCUUCUGUGAACGGUAGCUCAACAUCCCAAGACUCGAAUGAUUCUGGGUCUGCUAAAACAGAGGAUAAAAAAGCCAAGGCGAAAUCUCGAAGAAUGGCUUCUAUCCCAGCAAUGCCUGGAGCAUUUGAGGCGAAGUCGACGGAGGACAAAGCGGUUCGACGCAAGAGAGAUGCUGCAUACAAAGGCAGAGAAGCCGGCGACAACGAUAGAGAAUCCUCAGACAGAGAAGCGAAGAAUCGAGCUCGACGACAGCCUGGAGAAACUAAGCCAGGCUCUUCUAUAGAAAUCAUGGAUCGACGAGCCAAGGACCAGGCUUGGCGAUCUGUCGGAAGUGAUAUACGACCUGGAGCCUCUUCUCACGAAAGUAUGGAUCGCACAGUCAAGGAUCAGGCCAAGCGAUCCGUAGGUGGUGCUGUACGACCUGGAGCUAGCAGUGAAACUCGGGGCAGCCGAGAAGCGAAAUCUAAAAGAGAUACUUCCAGGCAGUCGACUGAGGCGCACGAGGACGAGAUCAGUCUUCCACCAGCAAGCAAGAUAGGAUGGACUGGAGACGUCGAGGCAGUAGAGGCUAUCGCUGUUGACGAAAUGGAAGCUACCAUUCCGUCUUCUCCUCAGGAAGUAAGAGAGGAAGCACCAAACGAAACGGAAGAGGAAGACGGUAGAGCGACUGCUAGACGUGAGAAGAAAAGUCGAAAGUAUAAAUAUAUGCUCGCUGCUUUUGUUGUGUUCGCAAUUUUUGCAGGAGUAUUAGUAUGGCUGUUGGUGUUACGAGACUCGAGCGAACCUGAUGGUGUUUCUAUAUCUUGGAUAUUUGCCCCACCUACAACAGAAGAUUGUCUCGCAAUCUCUCAAGGAGUGGAAACCGCAGACCAAAUGGGAGCGACAGUCAAAUACUUUGGAGUGGAAAUGGAUUUUGCAGUGGCACCUAACGUCGACCUUGAUUUCCUUGAAAGCGAGCUUCAAAUGCGAAUCCAGCUAGAUGUCCUGCCACUCGUUGCCGGAUGCGAUAAAGAAGGUUCAAUCUCGACUGAAAACGACAGUUUCAUUGUUGAGAACAGUGUGCUCAACUCGAUAUCCAUUGGCGACCUUGCAACCUGCAGCUCGAAUUCAGAAGGGGUCUGUUCGUUUGUCUAUUUGCAGCUGGAUCUAUUUUCGAAAGAUGCCAAUGUGCAGAGUGCAGUAUUGUUGGCCCUGAUCUCAGAUGUAUUUCAAGACGAAGGACUAUUGGAACUCCUGAAUUUAUUAUCGCCUGUGGAAGGAAUUGACUAUAUUACAGCGUAUGAAAUUGUCCUUUCUGGUGGACCGAGUUCAAGUCCAUCCAUCCAAGAAGACGGCAGCCCUCCAAUUGACAACGGCUCGCCAUCCCAAGAAACUUGUGAUGCAAUUGCGAACGGCACCCCUGUCUCAGGACGAGAGGAUCUAGUGGUCCAAGAGUACGAUAUCUUGAUGGAUGUCGUGUUGGAUUCCGAGACUGAAGAAUUGUCACCCCUUACCACAGAACUGGACGAAAAGAUCCAGCGCUUCCUGCUGCCUUCUCUAGUGGGUUGCGAAACAAAACAGCGCCGGCGUCUACAGAUUGAAAGUUUUGUUGUCAACGCAUUGGUCGAUUCUGAAGGUAAUGUCGGUGGUUCUUGUUUGCCUGAUUCGGAGACUCCUUGCCAUCGCUAUGUCAUCCAUCUUGACAUCUACGUCCAACGCACUGUCUCCUCUGCCGAUUUUUCCCAAGACAUUUUGGAAAAGUUCCGUGAAGCACCGUUGGUAGAGCGAUUGGGCUUGCUACCACCCUUUCAGAACAUAACCGUUGUGGAUAUUGCCUCCGAUGCUGCUUCUUUCAGUCCAUCCAUCCCACCAUCAGCGCCGCCAUCGAUAAAUCCAACAACUUCACCAGUCACAUACCCAACUACCGAUGUCCCCACAAAAACACCGACAACGGCGCCGUCGUUUAAUCCAACGAAAGCUCCUGUUGCAUUCCCGACAACUGCAGCCCCUACAGCAUUGCCGACGAAGUUUCCAACACGAGGCCCUACCAGUGGACCGACUCCCGUCCCAUCGCUACAACCUAUAGUUGGUCCAACGUUGGAACCAUCACCUUCGCCAUCACUUGAGCCCAGUGGUUCGCCGAGUGUAUCACCUUCGGCCUAUCCAUCAUCGAAGCCCUCUGCUGAGCCGACGACUACAGCUUCAUCAUGGCCCUCUGUGCCACCAUCAUUCCAACCUACCCCAUCGCCACCUUCAUCGCAGCCUUCCACGUCACCUUCGACUCAACCUUCCUCGUCGACAACCAAUUUUCAAUGCUUCGAAACCAGCAGCGAUCUUUCGAAUGAGGUUGGCAACUGGCUUACGUCCUCUGAGCUGAAGGCAUCGGUCGAAGCCCAGUAUGGGCCGAUUGGAGACUGGUGCUUCAGUGCAGGUGUCACCAGCAUGGCUAGGCUCUUCGAGGGUCAAUCAACGUUCAACGAAGACAUUUCAAAGUGGGAUGUCUCUUCUGUUACUAACAUGGAGUACCUCUUCUACAGAGCAACGUCCUUCAAUCAAGACUUGUCAUUAUGGGAUGUUUCUUCUGUUACAAAUAUGCUUGCCAUGUUCACCAGUUUAGAAUCAUUCAAUCAAGACUUGUCAUCCUGGAAUGUUUCUUCUGUCACAAACAUGGACGUCAUGUUCCGAGAUACACCCUUCAAUCAAGACUUGUCAUCAUGGGACGUUUCUUCUGUCACAACUAUGUCAGCCAUGUUCGCGCAAACACCGUUCAAUGGAGACAUCUCAUCUUGGGAUGUUUCUUCUGUCGAUAAUAUGUUUUCAAUGUUCCAAGACGCAUCAUCCUUCAAUCAAGACUUGUCAUCUUGGGACAUUUCUUCUGUCACAAGUAUGCAGCGGAUGUUUCAAAGAGCAACAUCGUUCAAUCAAGACAUAUCAUCAUGGGAUGUGUCCUCAGUUGCAAGGAUGCAAUUCAUUUUCAAUGGCGCAUCAUCCUUCAAUCAGAAUCUUUGUGCAUGGGGAUCGCGUCUUUCAAGCAGUGUCCCUGUGAUGAAUUCAUUUUUAAACACCAACAGUUGCCCUUCAACAUCAAGUGCGCCAGACCUCUUUGCGAACCCACCCGGCCCAUUUUGCCACAUUUGUUGA
This is a messenger RNA of Cylindrotheca closterium, 3672 nucleotides long. NCBI's taxonomy places the organism in Eukaryota, Bacillariophyta, Bacillariophyceae, Bacillariales, Bacillariaceae. The record is from the annotation of a GenBank genome assembly.